Messenger RNA from Gekko japonicus, 776 nucleotides. Its product is annotated as serum amyloid P-component-like. The record is from RefSeq and is a predicted model, not a curated record. NCBI's taxonomy places the organism in Eukaryota, Metazoa, Chordata, Lepidosauria, Squamata, Gekkonidae. The coding region runs from base 1 to 642 and encodes 213 amino acids. The transcript is spliced from 2 exons. Gene Ontology annotation, molecular function: complement component C1q complex binding. Gene Ontology annotation, biological process: innate immune response.
AUGGCACCACUUAAUAUCUGCUUGCCUGCCAGCAUUAAGCACAGGUACGCUGACCUGCGGGGAAGGGCCUUUAUUUUCCCCCAAGACGGCGUCGAGGCCCACGUCACAUUGAAGGCUGCCCAAGAAGAGCCCCUCCGAAACUUUACCAUAUGCCUGAGAUCUUUCACCAACUUGAUCCAGGAUUGCCCCCUUUUCUCUUAUGCCUCCAAAGACCAGUACAGAGACAUCUUAAUUUAUAAGACAUAUCGGAAUGGGUAUCCAGAGUACAAUGUCUGGAUCGGGGGAGAAGAGGUGGACUUCAGAGUUCCAGAUUCCUUUCUGGGGUGGAAGUCCAGCUGCAUCACCUGGGAGUCAGAGAUGGGGGUGAUCACCCUUGGGAUUGGUAAUUUUGUCUUGGCACGAAGAGUUGUGCAAAAGGGCCAUUGCAUCGGACCCCCUGCUGUGAUUAUGUUGGGGGAAGUUGUCUGGCAAACUGCUGAUGAAGUCGACUUCAGUGGGGAGAUUAAAGACGUGUACAUGUGGAAUGCCACAAUCCCAAUGAGGGAUCUGAGAAGGACCUCCUGGGACUCCCUGUCUCCGUCUCCCAUCAUCAACUGGAGAAACCUGCAGUAUGAGAUUAAAGGCAACGUGACUCUUGUCUGACGCUGAGCAGAAACAACGGCCUUGGUUUCCACCUCCUCUGCUACAUGUAUUCAGAUCCACUGCUGGGUGAUGUGGCUUCCCCCUGUCCGGCACUGUAAAGACCUGCCCCAUUUCCUUGACUGUUUCCCAUUUUC